ACAAGAGAGAGGGUGCCAUUUAAAAGUUAACCAGUUAGGUUAAGUUAACCAUGGAAUAUUGUCAACUGCUGUAGAAACACCUGCGAACAAUUUACAAUCGUUUGCAUUAGUUCAUUGUCUCAAGUACUAAUAAAUUGUGAUUUUAUUGUUUUAAUUAGUAAUAAAUUGUGGCUAUUUACAUACUGCUGACGAAAAAAACGUAAACUAACAAAUAGGAAGUUCACCGAAGUUCUACACACAAUUGUUGAAAAGUUCGAUUCAUUUUUUGUAUAAAAACUAUUAAUUUAUCACAUUCUUGAGAUUAUUGAAUCAGCAAUACGUCGAAAUGGCUGCUACUGAUGUUGAAUUACCACUAAUUAUCGAAUUUAGGGGCGGUGCUGAACUACUCUUCGAUAAUAAGAAAAAACAUGAAGUGAAUUUACCUGGUGACCAAGACUGGACUCUACAAAAGUUAUUACAUUGGAUCAAAGAGAAUUUACUGAAGGAAAGAGAAGAGUUGUUUCUCCAGGAAGACACAGUCAGACCGGGUAUUCUCGUUCUUGUGAACGAUGCGGACUGGGAGCUGUUGGGACAGGGGAAGUACAAGCUGUGUCCUAAUGAUAAUGUACUAUUCAUCUCGACACUUCACGGUGGUUAAAGAGUUUUUAAACGCAACGAAAAUUGGGAAUACUCAGGGCACGGAUAGUACCUCGUUAACGAGAGAUCCAGCCGAACCAUAAAGUGGCAAAAUCGAUGAAGAUGAGACUGCAGCAUUAAAAUGUGAAACAAAUCAAAUAUACUUGAACAUCCAAUGAUAAAUCAUUGAAAUUGCGAUAAUCAUUUCACUGUUGUACAUGAAAAUAAUAAAAAACGUUUAACAUAAAUAA
Fopius arisanus is the source of this 866-nucleotide messenger RNA. RefSeq names its product Ubiquitin-related modifier 1 (gene Urm1). Gene Ontology annotation, molecular function: protein tag activity. The transcript is spliced from 5 exons. Lineage: Eukaryota; Metazoa; Arthropoda; Insecta; Hymenoptera; Braconidae. The record is from RefSeq and is a predicted model, not a curated record. Bases 326 to 637 code for a protein of 103 amino acids. Gene Ontology annotation, cellular component: nucleus; cytoplasm. Gene Ontology annotation, biological process: protein urmylation; tRNA thio-modification.